This is a messenger RNA of Periophthalmus magnuspinnatus, 4170 nucleotides long. It is a transcript of the gene rprd1b, whose product is annotated as regulation of nuclear pre-mRNA domain containing 1B. The coding region runs from base 108 to 1094 and encodes 328 amino acids. The transcript has 8 exons. The record is from RefSeq and is a predicted model, not a curated record. Gene Ontology annotation, cellular component: RNA polymerase II, holoenzyme. Gene Ontology annotation, molecular function: RNA polymerase II complex binding. Gene Ontology annotation, biological process: mRNA 3'-end processing. NCBI's taxonomy places the organism in Eukaryota, Metazoa, Chordata, Actinopteri, Gobiiformes, Gobiidae.
CACGCCGAGGUGAAAGUACGAGCUGCCAUUUUUUGGAUAAGUAUUCAGGUCGCAGCGGGCCACAUCUCACGGUUCUGGGGAUAGUUUUGGCGGAGAUAGACCGAAGCAUGGCGUCCUUCUCAGAGUCUGCGCUGGAGAAGAAGCUGUCGGAGCUGAGCAGUUCGCAGCAGAGUGUCCAAACUUUGUCCCUGUGGAUCAUACACCACCGCAAACACUCAGCCCUCAUCGUCAAAGUGUGGCACCGGGAGCUCAAGAAAGCUAAGUCCAGUCGAAAAUUAACAUUUCUCUAUUUGGCGAAUGACGUCAUCCAGAACAGCAAAAAGAAAGGCCCAGAAUUCACCAAAGAUUUUGAGUCUGUGCUGGUUGAUGCCUGCUCCCAUGUCGCCAGUCAGGGGGACGAUGGCUGUAAAAAGCACCUGGAGAGACUUCUGAACAUCUGGAAGGAGAGAAACCUGUACAGACCAGACUUUAUACAGCAGCUCAAACUGGCCAUAGAAGACUCCAACAGCCCCAAGCCCAUAGAGGAGAAGAAGCCAGUGAAACGGGCCUAUCAGAAGAUCCAGGAGGAAGAGGAGGAUGAAGAUGAUGACUACAGAAGCCACCUGUCUCCCCGAAACACAGAUGCCACAGCAGCUCAACUCACAGAGGAGCUGGUGAAGGCUCUGCAGGACCUGGAGAACGCAGCCUCUGGAGAUGCUGCUGUGCGUCAGAAGAUCGCCUCUCUGCCUCAGGAGGUCCAGGAUGUGUCUUUGCUCGAGAAGAUCACCGAUAAGGAGGCCGCAGAUCACCUGUCUAAAACAGUAGAUGAAGCCUGUCUGCUCCUGGCUGAGUAUAACGGGCGUCUGGCUGCAGAGCUGGAGGACCGCAGGCAAUUGGCCCGAAUGCUCACAGAGUACAUUCACAGCCAGAAGGAGGCGCUGUCUGAACGUGAGAAGAAGCUUGAGGAGUACAAACAGAAGCUAGCACGGGUGACCCAGGUUCGAAAGGAGCUCAAGUCCCACAUCCAGAGCCUGCCCGACCUCUCCCUGCUGCCCAAUGUGACCGGGGGGCUGGCUCCUCUACCCUCCGCAGGGGACCUCUUCUCCACCGACUGAGGAGCAAGAGCCACCAACCUCCAGAACGCAACAAAAACUACUGCUCUAGUCUUCUUCUACAGAGACCCAACCUCUACUGGACUCACAUAUGCCCCCUUGUGGUCAGAGCCUGCACACAAGAAGGAAAGUGACAGAGACUUUUGUAGCCUGGCUUAUUCCUCUCACCCAGUGGUCAAGGAUUCACUCCACCAGCUCCGGAGAGAACAGUCCAGAAUGAUUUUAUGUAGUUUUAAAUAUGGAAGCUAGGAAUGGAAGGUAGGGAGUAGAUGGAUUAGGAUUACGACGAAAAAUAUAUGGAGCGUGUGUCAUAAACAGAGGGUUAAGUUACACUGUGAAUACGAUUGAUUUUUGAGAUUUCAGUCUUCAGCUGUUUGUGUUGAGUAAGAGUGAGUAGAAAUUGAUAACGUGAUAAUGGCCACUAUGGAAAUACCUGCCAAUUAAUACUUUGCUGUGACCUCAGGCUGGGGGUGUUUUACAUGUAUCUCUUUUGACGGAAUGUUCAGCAGUUACCAUGGUGAUAAAAUGGACAUAUUAGCAAACACAGAUACAAAAGAUUUCAAGAUUGUCUGAGCAGCACAAAAUCAGCUCACCUGUUCCAACCAAGCCAACUCUGCGUGGUCAGAUUGUGUUAAAAUAAAGCUCAGAUUAAGUCAAACUUGAGUAACAGCUUUUAACAGAGUAGUGCUUUCAGUUAGCAUCACACUCCCAGGGAAUGGUGAUGAUGUCAGUUGCAAAGUAUCAAUAUUGCUGGGUUUCAGAUCACAUCACAAUGUUCUAUAAGCCAAUAAUAUUGAAUACAGAUGGGGCAGCUAAAAUAAUUAUUGUUAAAAUGCAGAAUUGAGUUGUGUUACACUGAGUUCUUGGGUCUAGUCACCAAUUGAAAUGAUCCUAUUCAACAUUUGUGCAUUUAUUGUUGGUUGUUUCAUGGAAAAGUGCAAUCAAAAAGUACAAACAAUAAGAAAAACAGGCCCCUGCUCCCAUCUGAGAGUAUGACAUCAUCACACUCUAGAGUUUGAAAAACACAGACGGAGGUAAUGCAGACAACAUCUCAAUGUUCAGGUUUUUUUGGGAGUCUCUCCUUAAAUAUCAUGUUUCUCAGUCUGUGUUGGGCAAGUUGAAGUCCUUUAUCUCCCCUAAGCUAACAAGCGUAGCUAAACUUAGCAUAGUAAAUACAGCAGAUAAACUACUUUCAGUUUCCAUUUUGCCAUAUAAAGAUAAUUUGACCUAAACAAAAAACCCCAGCUCCAUGGACGAAAAUUUGGCCGAAAAAAAGGAAAAGGCAUGUUGUCUGUUGCGCAAAUAAAACCAUCAGUGCAUAACCUCUUGUAAUCAUUUUGUGCAUUUUAAAGGUGCACUGUGUAACUUCUGUGUAAAGGUAUGCCAUCUGCUUGACUCCUUGGAGAUUUUGUUUUACCUAGAAAGUUACACAGUAUGGCAUUAAACUUGCCCAUCCGCACAAAGGAGAUAGAUGAUAUGUUGGUCCCAGUAUUAGUAUCAGCUAAUACAUAUUUUUAUUUGUUUUUUUCUAAUAUCAUAUCGGAUGAUGAUUUUCCACCAAUGUCGUACUGUGAAACAUUCCAAGCAACGCAUUUCUGUUGUGUCAUGCAGGUCGCUGAACCACUGCCAGAAAAGUAACAUAGUGCGCCUUUAAAUAUAAUAAAGUAAACUCCAAAAAAGACCCAAAUUCUUUAAAAUAUAUAUAUUUUGUGUUGGACAAAAAUGUCACUAAAAUAUUUAGAGUGAAAUCACAAUUACAGAGACGAUUGUGGGGAAUAGUUGGUUUAAACAUAAGAGUUUCCUUUUUUAUUUUAUUUAAUUGUGGUUACUACAUUUUAAAUGGACAGAAGUUGUAUGUUCUUGACAUGUUUUAAGUUGUCAGCCAUUAUUACGUUGUGCAUCAUGUGCAUUUGUGGUUUUGGUUUUCAUUCUAAACUUUGCUAAAAAAAAUAGACUAUCUAAAGAGACAUUUAGUUGUGAUUUCAUGUGUUUUUAUUGGGCACAUGUCAAAAAUUUACAAAAUAAAACAUUUUCUGGCCUGCAACAACUAUUCAGAUUAAACUAAUAUUUGUCAGCCUUCAGUUACUGUUGUGAUGAAUCACUGUCAAAUCAUUACAAAUUAUAAGAAAAUUGGAUUUUUGUCACCAACAAAAAUAUGGGAUUUUUUGCUGAACAAAUUUCCAUGUAGUUUGGACCUUAAACACAUGGUGUAACUUUUUUGGACAAAAAAUAGACUUAAAAAAAGGACAAAUUUCUUUUCAUUUUGGCUGUGUUUUUAUUGCAUUGAAAAUUGUAGAAAAACACGUGUCCUUAAAGUGAGCAUGCUCUAUCUCCAUAACCUUAUUUGGUCCGGGGAAGAUCUUCACCUGCUCGUUUCCAUGGAAGUGUUCUUACACAAUGUAGCAUAAAGCUUCAAUUUCCAUGGAGAAUGUUCCAAAGUAUAGUUUUAAGUUACUGUACCUUUAGAGAAACUGUCCAAAUAAUUGUUGCAGUUUUGGAAAUGUUCAUAAGAUCAACAUUUUCAGAAUACAGACUUGUAUACAGAUACUGUAUUAUUUUGGAUCAAGGAUAAAGGUACAUGUCUGUCCUUAAAGUGGCUUACUGUUGGCACUAAAGUACAGAUGUCGCUCAUGUGUGUUAUGAUAUGAUAUGAUAUAUUUUAAACCAGAUGCCCUCCAUGCAGGUCAGCAGGUCCCUUCUGUUUUAUUUUUGAAAUCCAAUUACUAUUCACUCAUUGCAUUUUUUUUACCAGCCAAGAAUGACUGAAAAACUGUAUGCGACUUGGUUCUGACUUGUGCAAAUUAUGUUGUGCUACUACCUACAUCCAGUUAUGUAAAAAAAAAAAAAAAAAAAGUUUUGAAAGCGCAUUGAAAAUGUCUUGAAAAGAACAAUUUGUUUAAAAUCUGAAGUUUUAUGGUGUGAAAUGCAUCAAUAAAACCAAGCCCGAUAUUAACCUGAGUUUUGAUGGAGAAUUCCUGUUUUUACCCAUUUAAAUGCUUUUACACUGUGGGAAUGGUGCUGUUUACAAAAUUGUUUCCCUAUGUUUCUGUUAUGAAUAAACAUAAAAAUAUGUCUCCUG